Molecule: messenger RNA, 1223 nt
Organism: Musa acuminata subsp. malaccensis (wild Malaysian banana)
Lineage: Eukaryota; Viridiplantae; Streptophyta; Magnoliopsida; Zingiberales; Musaceae
Source: RefSeq, a predicted model, not a curated record
AUUCCGCCUCCGCCGCCGCCGCCUCCUCCUCCUCCUCCUCCUCCUCCUCCUCUUUUAUUCUCCUGCUCCCCUACCAAGGUCGAAACCCUAACGAAACCCUAACCAUGGCGGCGCGUGGUUUCCGUGGCGUGAAAGAUGACCUCUCAGAGCUCGGCCGCUGCGUCCUCGACAUCGCCUGCUUCCUAGGCCCCAUAGCGCCCCCGCCUCGGCAGGAAUCCCCCCCGUCAUCGCCCCGCCUCGCCACGCCGCCACCGCCGCCGCAGAAGCCGCGGCCCUCCGCGAGGGCCCUGUCCGGGAUCCUAAGCGACCUCGGCGACGACGGAGGCGUUUUCCGCAGCGACCCCUCUCGCCUCUCCCGGAGCUCACCCGAUCGGGACCGGAGAUCCACUGAUCGGGCGGGUGGGGUGAGGACCAUUAGGGUGUCGGCGGAGGUCCUGGAAUUCGUUGGCCAUAUUAUCAAGCGCCCAGAGUUGUGGCUGGACUUCCCGGUGUCUGUGGAUGAAGAGUUUCAUAUGUCUCACACUCAAAGAGAGCAUGUUUCUACUGUUGAGGACUGCAUUCCUGAUUUAUUAUCUCUUCGAAUAAGCCUUUGUCCCACCUACAUGAGUGAGGAAUCCUUUUGGAGGAUAUACUUUGCAUUAUUGCAUCCCAGGCUGAGCAAACAUGACUCUGAACUGUUAGCAACUCAUCGGAUUUUUGACUCAUUUUGCACAAUGGAAAAGGAGAGACACAGUGGGUUAGUUACUCGAUGGCAGAACCUCUACUCGGAGAGCAUAUCCUCGUUGAAAAGUGAAACAUGUGUCAGCAUCCAGCAAGAGGACAUUAAUGAAACAUGGGAAGAUGCAUCGAUCACCAGGACAGGAUCACAACAAAGCAUAUAUCAGUGGUGUGAGGUACCCGAAGCAAAAAACACUCCUACUGAUGCAACAAGACUUGGAUUCAAUGAUAUUUCAGUUGACGCCAGUGAGGGUAAUGUUUUCGUGAUGGUGAAUCACAUGGACUCAUUCUUGGCAGCAGAACAGGUGGUGCAUUCGCCUUGUUCCUCGAGAAGGAAACAUGUUUCUUCUGGUGAGGAAGAAAUGGCGAAAUCAAAGAUGCCCUCAGAUGAGGAAUAUGAUGAUUGGCAGGCGGUUGAAGAUUCAGACUUCGUAAGUGUAGGUGUUCUUCUGCACGUAACAUUCAGAUCUGCAUCACCACUUCGUUUUAUGUUACAGCAACUUUGA